This is a messenger RNA of Callithrix jacchus (white-tufted-ear marmoset), 3276 nucleotides long. Its product is annotated as protein DGCR6-like. The record is from RefSeq and is a predicted model, not a curated record. Lineage: Eukaryota; Metazoa; Chordata; Mammalia; Primates; Cebidae.
AGCUGGGGGCGUGCGUCGCGGAAGCAGGCUGCUAGCGGGCGUCCGGGUCAUGGACCGCUGCGCGGGCUCUUUGGAGGAGGUGGUGGACGAUACGCGGCAGCAACAGCGACACUACCAGCUGCUGUCGGCGCUGCAAAGCCUGGUGAAGGAGUUGCUCAAGUACGCGGGCAAGGCGGGCGGCGGCCUGCGAAGCCGGCCCCGGGCCCCGCAGGCGCUCACCGCGCACCCCCUGCCCGCAGCUCCUUCCAGCAGCACCUGUCCUACGCCACGCUCAGCCACCUGGCCUUGGCGCUUCUAGAGGGCACCGUGUUCAAAAUCGUGCAGGGGCUGCUGGAGAUCCAGCACCUCACCGAAAAGAGCCUGUACAACCAGCGCCUACGUCUACAGAACGAGCACCGAGGUGGACGGGGCGGCGGGACGAGGCGCCUCCUCUGGGUCGGCAAGUCCCGGCCGCUCUUGUUAUCUGUGCAGAUCGGCUCCUUCCCUGGGAGUGUUGGGAAGAAGUCCCUUAGAUUGACAGAAUCAAGGGCGCGGAGACUGAGCGCCUUUUUGGUGACCGGCGUGGAGCACUGGAUCCGUGAGGAGCAGGGGGCAGUGGACCGGAAGAUCGUCCUAGAGCUGGACCGGAAGGUGGCUGACCAGCAGAGCACACUGGAGAAGGCGGGGGUGUGGCUGGCUUCUAUGUGACCACCAACCCGCAGGUUAGCGCCUGGGCCUGCUCUGCCCUGGCCCGAGUACCCCUGAGCCCCGAAGACCCCAUUUCAUCUGGGGUUUCAGUGCUGGUCCCUGGGAAUCCAGGCUCAGGGUAUGGGGGUGAAGUGGAAAGACUGAGGCUCUGGAAAGGGUUUCCGUGCUGUUCCCAGCACAGAGGCCGGGCCCACUCCCUACAGGAGGGUGAGCCAGCCAGCCAGCCAUGGGGCACUGCCCCCCCUCCCCAGGCCCGCAGGGCCCUCUUGCUCUCCUCCCACAUGCCAUUCUGAGUGGCCUUGCUGGAGGCAGAGGCUCAGAUUCCACCCCUUCCUGGCGGGCCAUGACUGGCUUCACAGGGUGGUCGCCCCAUGGGCUCACUGCCUGACACCUCUAGGCUGGGAUGAACGGGGCCUGGGUGGCUCUGAUGUUCGUGGGGCCCCUCUGUAUCCCAGGAGUUGAUGCUGCAGAUGAAUCUGCUGGAUCUCAUCCGGAAGCUGCAGCAGAGGGGCUGCCAGGCAGGGAAGGCAGGAAGGCAGCAAGGCAGCCCUGUCCCACCAUAGCCACAAGCAGCAGGAGUCUGGGCAGAGUUCAUCUUCUUGACUUUUGGCCACUACCUUUGCAGCUGCCUGCAGGGGUCCCCCUGCUGAGGAGAAGCCAGGUGGACCCUGGCUGCCUGUCCCCCACCUUCAUCUGGGACUUUCUGCCAAAUGCUAGGAUGGUCUCAUAAAGGGGAGGUAGGCUCAUCCUGCCGCUGUCUGCCUCAGGGCCAGGCAGAGUGGGCAUUGGGGUUCUCUUCGGGGCACAUUUCGACCUGCACUGGGGCCCACCUGAGUGCUUGUUCUGGUCUCAGCCUCUCCCUUGGCAGCUGCAGCUCCCAUGCAGAAGAGGCUCCAAGGCCCAAGCUCUGUGUGACCCAGAGAAAUAAAGAUGCCUCAGUGUGGCCUGCAUGUGGCUCGUGUGACAGCUGUGGGUUCUGCCAUACCAGGGCCCUGGUAGGACCCCCACCUCUGCUGCAGCAGAGACCUGCCUGGGGGUCCCUUCCUGGGCUAAGACAAGACAUCUUGCCAACCCUCCCUGUUUAUUUGCCUGUCUUUUCCCCAGCCCUGUCUCACAGCCUUCACCCUUCCAGGAGCAACCAGAAACACCAAUCCAUCACUCAUGAGCUCCAGGCAAUGCCUGGCUAAUGUCGAGAUGCAGCGUGUCUCCUCUCCAGAACCUGCACAUAUUCCUUUCAGUCCAAGUCUUCUGGGACCAACCCCUAUGCUGAACACUAUUUUGAUCUUGGCCCAGGCCUUCAUCACCUGCCAUCUUAAAGCUAUUAUUCUUCCAAGGACUUAACCAAACACUUACUAGACAAUAAGAAUCACAGAAUGUAUUUAUUUAUGUAUUUAUUUUUUGAGACGGAGUUUCACUCUUGUUACCCAGGCUGGAUUGCAAUGGCACGAUCUUGGCUCACCACAACCUCCGCCUCCUGGGUUUAGGCAAUUCUCCUGCCUCAGUCUCCUGAGUAGCUAGGAUUACCGGCACGCAACACAAUGCCCAGCUAAUUUUUUGUAUUUUUAGUAGAGACGGGGUUUCACCAUGUUGACCAGGAUGGUCUCGAUCUCUUGACCUUGUGAUCCACCUGCCUUGGCCUCCCAAAGUGCUGGGAUUACAGACGUGAGCCACUGUGCCCGGCCACUUUUUUUUGUUUUAUACAUAUAUAAAAAAGAUGGGAAUGUUAGGCCUCCAAGUCCAAGCCUGGCCAUUGCAGCCUUGGUGACCCUCACAUACACCUCUGGAUGUCAUCCUGGAGCCAGAAAGCCUGAAGUAAUUACAAGUAACCAAGCGACCACUGGAAGAAGUAAAACAGCUUGUUCCUGCCUCAACUAAUUGCUGCAACCUGCACCCAUUGUUUCUGUUCAGCCUGGCAAAAAUCCCCCUUGCCCUCCACCGCCUGAAUUUGCCGUACCCUCCCCUCUGAUUGCAACCGAUACUUCUCACCCUUAUUGUGCUAUAGCUGGAACCUAAGCAACGCCAUUUUAUAAAAGACAAAGCUGUUUUUCAGAAAUAAAUUGUAACGGCUGCCCCAUUCUCCUCACAGUAACUACUGGCCUUGGCUCCUGUAAAUAAAACUGCUAGUUUGCUCUGCAAAGUGCUCACUAUGUAAAGCUGCUUACCUUUUCUUACCAGUAACUGCCAGAAUUGCUGGCCUUUGCUUACCAGGAAUGACCAGAAUAAGCAGCCCAAGCUAAUUCCAUCCUGGCUCCUGCAACUUGAAAUAAGUAACUAAAAUCUGUGGAUUCCACUACUGCCCAGACAAUGUGUAAACUAACGCUUAUCUUGACUUCUGUAAACCACCUAGGUAACAAUCGAAGUGACAAGUCCCCUAGCCCUUGGAAUGUCUGGAGACCCACUCCCUCCUCUGCCCGGGAGGUGAUUUACGGACUCCCCUGGCCUUCAGAGUGUCUGAAUCCCUUCACCCCCACCCCUGGAGGUGGUUUACGGGUAUAAAAGAGUCUUGUCACCCUCUUUUCGGAGCCAUGGGUUGGAGAGACGUGAGUCCUCCGUGGUCACCCAGCAAUAAAGACCCUGCAAUUUGGCAUA